Dimorphilus gyrociliatus is the source of this 3679-nucleotide messenger RNA. NCBI's taxonomy places the organism in Eukaryota, Metazoa, Annelida, Polychaeta, Dinophilidae. The record is from the annotation of a GenBank genome assembly.
UAUGGAAAGUGAUAAUCUAGUUAAAAAAGCUAAGAGAAAAGAGUGUCUCUAUUUGAAGGCUAAUUGCAUAUCAAAAUGGCUGUUUUGGUGGAUGAAUGAGUUGAUGUUGAAAGGAAUGAAGAGAGGUCUUAACUCCCACGAUAUCUUUGACAUUAUUCACGAAAUGAAAACCGAAGUCACGUUUAGUAAAUUUAUGGAAAGACAUAAAGAGCGCAACUAUACGUUCCUCUCCAUCUUUAAAUCCCUAAAAUACGUUGUGAAAAGUUACUGGAUCUACAAUCUCAUCUUUUGCUUCAUAGGAGAAGGAAUGAACUUAGGUAUGACCUAUAUUUACUACCGUCUCCUCAGAGACUUUAAAGAAAUAACAACAAUCAUCAAUAUGGAAUAUUAUUUGUUAGCUCUUAUAUUUUGUUUAAAUCUAAUAUCAACACUGAUUCUCAACUAUUCGAGAUUUCUUGGAAAAUUGAUGGGAGCCAAGAUAAAAAGUUCGCUUAUAGCAGUCAUCUACAAUAAGAUUCUAACUGCCAGUCAAAGACAUCAAAAAAAUGGAACAAAUGGUCACAUUCUUUGUUUAUUAUCGAGGGAUUUGGAGAAUAUUACUGAAACUGCUUGUACCUUCUCUUAUUUUGUUGUUUCGCCGGUUAUGGCAACCAUUGUCGUUAUUCUCAUUGGUCUAGAAAUUGGUCUAAUUAUGACUUUAAUCAUUUCCGGCACUCUUAUUGCCAUUGUUUUUUAUCAAGGUACUUUUAACCUGCUAGCCGGCACGUAUAACAAGAAUGUAUCCGAUUGGUCGGAUAAGAGAUUGAGUACCAUGGCCGAAAUAUUUUCAUUUAUUAGAGCCAUUAAAAUUAAUUCUCUUGAGAAGAACUUUAUGCAAAAAAUCGGCAUUUAUAGACAAGCGGAACUCUAUUACGAAUUUGGUUCGGGUAUUAUUUAUACACUUUCUACCGCUAUCACUGCCAGUGGAAGGAAUCUAGUUCUUUUACCAAUUCUCUGCUAUCUCUAUCUCACUAAGCAUAUCGAAAUGCUCGGAGUGGCGAAAUUUCUCUACAUCGCCCUGCUUGUCGGUAGUUUAGAAGUUCAUCUAUUCAUCCUCUUCUCCGAUGCCAUUUAUCGUUGCGCCAACGCCCAUUCCAGUCUUGAAAGGAUCAGCAAAUUCUUAAUGGGAAACGACAAACCAAACGACGUCGUUUGUUGUAUAGACGAAAAGGUUAAUUUAACACUGGUUAAAGCUCAAGAAAUUUGUACUUCGUGGGAUGAGAAACAAACAGAUAAAAUGCUCAAAGACGUUUACUUUGAAUUGUCGAGAGGGGAACUACUAGGCAUCGUUGGCGUUAUUGGAAGUGGAAAGUCGACUCUACUUCAAGUCGUUUUGGGAGAGGAAAGGAUAAGGAGUGGUAAAAUGAUUGUCAACGGAAAAUUGAGCUUUUCACCUCAAGAACCGUGGAUAUUUCACGAUACAAUUAGAGAAAAUGUUGUGUUUGGAGAGAAUUUCGAUUUGAACAAAUUAAACAAAGUAUACGAAGCUUCGGGUCUUGUACAAGAUUUCGAAACUAUGCCUCUACAAGAUCAAACUGUUGUCGGGGAAAAAGGCCUCAAGCUAAGCGGGGGGCAAAGGUCACGAAUAAGCUUGGCCAGAUGCCUCUACAGGGACGCCGACGUAUAUCUAAUAGACGAUCCUUUCAGCGCUUUAGACGCCAAAAUUAGUAGACUAGUUUUUGAAAAGGCGCUAAAAGUAUAUCUCAAAUCAAAGUCAGUCUUGCUCGUCACUCAUCAACAAAAUAUUUUGAAAGAAGUGGAUAAAGUGCUCACUUUGAACAACGGCCGUGUUGAAAAUUACGACGAAAUUCAACAAAUUCAAAGUUUACCCAAUACGGACAGAGUUGAAAGUCAACAAUUUGAAGUGGAAGACUCGUUGGAAGAGGGCGAAUCCUACUUUGAAGGAACAGGAGAGGGUACCGCCAACUGGAAAGUACAUUGGUUCUAUAUAAAAAAAGGAUCGCCAUUGAUGAUUUUCAUCGCAUUUGCACUAUUCGUAGCAUCGUUUCUUUUGAAUUUAUUAGGAGAGUUAAACAUGUCGAAUGCUAUUGAAAUACAUUACGGCAACGUGAAAAGCUUUAGACAAGCUCUAUUGUUUUUUGUGGUCACAGUAUCUUUUGCCACGUUGGUUGCCUUCUCCUCCGAAUUGUUCCUAUUGGUUUUUACCAUCAAAUCAUCCAAGAACAUUCACAACGAAAUGCUUGUUAAAGUUAUGAAGGCUAAAAUGACAUUUUUUGACACUCAUAGGGUUGCCGUCAUCCUUAAUAGAUUCUCUAAAGAUCUCUUAUUCGUCGAUCAAGUGAUGAUUGUAGCGUUUAGCACUUUUAUCACUUUGCUUCUCCACGUCUUCUUUGGAAUGGCAUUCACCACUUACGUCUAUCCCUAUUUGGCUAUUUGCUAUGUUAUUUGUAUAGUAGUUAAUUAUAUACUCUUCAGAAAGGCGUCCAAUCCUAUAUUUAGAUUAAAAAGGUUGGAACUGUCGAGUAGUGCGCCACUAUUAUCGCAUAUCAAUGAUACUCUGACAGGAAUAUCAGUGAUCAGGUGUCAUAAUAUGACUGAGAGAUUUUGGGAAAAGUUGAAAAAGCUCACCGACGAAAACAAUAGAAUAGAUAUGGCUCUCUUCUCCUCUUAUUUUUGGUUAAGAAGUAUUAGUUCAACUUUUACCCUUCUAAUGAUUCUUGUAUUCACUAUGAUCAUGCUAAGGACAACGAACUUGUCGGUUACCUUAUUAGGUUUAGUGGUUCAGUAUAUAUUAGGCAUAUCGAAGCCUCUUCAAGUUCUCUUUCAAAAAUUUAUAGAGAUGGAAGACGCGUUCGCAUCGGUCGAAAGGAUUCUUGAUUAUAUGCAUAUAGAGGGCGAAAAGGAAAAUUUCAGUCUAAUGCCGGACGACGAGUACUGGCCUCGAACGGGAUCUAUUCAUUUUAAGAAUGUAUGCUUACGGUAUACUGAUUGCGAGGAGUACGCGUUGAAAAAUUUAAAUUUUAAAUGUGAUAGUGGUCAAAAGGUUGGCAUUGUGGGAAGGACAGGAGCGGGAAAGAGCUCGAUUGUUUCGGCUCUGCUUAGGCUUCACGAACCUAGUGGUGAAAUUUACAUAGACAAUGUCAAUUUACUACUUAUUCCACUUCAACUGGCCAGAAGUGCUAUAAGUAUUAUUCCUCAAGAUAGCUUUAUCUAUAACGGAACAAUUAGGAGCAAUUUAGAUCCAUUCAACAUGCACUCGGAUCAAGAAAUCUGGGAUUCUCUGCAGAAAGUUGGAAUGGCGACAAAGGUAAAAAGCUACACUGAUCAACUCUAUACGCGUACUACCGACUGUGGAAGCAAUUUUAGCGUGGGAGAAAAGCAAAUAAUGGCCUUAGCAAGGGCGUUUCUUAAAAAAAGCUGUGUACUAGUUAUGGACGAAGCUACCGCAAACGUCGACAACAAAACUGAUCAGCAUAUACAAAAUAUCGUAAGGAAACACUUUGCCAACUGUACGGUUAUUACCAUAGCACAUAGGCUAGCCACGAUAAUGGACUAUGACGUUAUUCUAGUUAUAGAGUGUGGCAGAUUAGUAGAAAGCGGAACAUCAAUCGAAUUGAUUAAAAGUGGAGGAAUAUUCGCCGAACUUGUGAAGAAUCAACAACACCAGCAAAUUUAUUGA